Molecule: messenger RNA, 3193 nt
Organism: Micropterus salmoides (largemouth bass)
Lineage: Eukaryota; Metazoa; Chordata; Actinopteri; Centrarchiformes; Centrarchidae
Product: peroxisome assembly factor 2-like
Exons: 13
Coding region: 27-2849 (940 amino acids)
Biological process (GO): protein import into peroxisome matrix
Cellular component (GO): peroxisomal membrane; cytosol
Molecular function (GO): ATP binding; ATP hydrolysis activity
Source: RefSeq, a predicted model, not a curated record
CGCAGCGUUGAUGACGCAGGUCCAAGAUGGCGGUGCAGGUGCAGCUGUGUAGUCUGGAGAGUUUCCCGUCGCACCUGAGUCCUCUGGAUGUUUUGAUGUUAAAGUCUCACCUGGACUCGGUUUUCCGGAACGACACCGACCCUCCCACCGUCCUCUUCACCCCGCAGCGGCCUCCGCGUCCCGGGAGCCCGCCGGGCAUUUUACUGCGCGUUCACCCGACCACCGAGGAGGAGACCGCGGGCUGCGGAGGAGCCGAGUCCGGGAGCCGCGUCCGGCUGUUCGCCAGCCGCCUCUUCACGCGGCACCACGGGCUCCAGCGGCUCGGCAGCACGGGGACCGUCCGGGCUCUGGAGCCCGUCAGCCUGGACAGAGUGGUGCUGGGAGCCCGCAGCAGGCAGAGCCUCCGCCGGGCCGGAGCGGAGCGGUUCACCGGCGGGCUGCUGGAGCUCUGCCGCCCGGGACAGUGGCUGCUGGCCCGGCGGGGAGAGCCGCUGCUGCUGGGAGACGAGCCGGGACAGCUGACGGAGCUGCUGGUGUUGGACUGCAGUCCUGUGACGCAGGGUCGGAUCACGGCCGACACGUCUCUGGUUCUGACAGACUGCUGGGACUCGGUGGACCCCCCGGGCGCCACCCCGCCCUGCAGACCGCUCAGACUGUGCGUGUCGGACUUCGCUCAUUACGCCGACGGCCUCGGAGGGGGGCGGUCUCUGCUGGACAGCCGGAAGCUGCUGGGCUCGGGGUUCUCGGGGGUCCUGCAGGCGCUGGAGUGCAGGCUGGACGUCCGGGUGGCGGACGCUCGGCGGUGGCUCGGGGUCGGAGGUCAGCGGGGCGCGGCCGUGGACGCGGACAGCUGUGUGUUUGUGAGCAAGCAGCUGCUGCUCAGGCUGGGGCUGUUUCACCAGGAGUGGGUGAGGCUGUCCAGGCCGGGCGGGUCCUCCAGACCUCCUGCUGACCAGACCGAGGUCAGGGGGGCCCCCGUGUGCAGAGAGCGACUGGUCUCUGUGCUGGCGGUGGAUUUAUCACAGAGUCCAGACCUGAACCAGAACGGAGAAGUUGGUUUCAUAUCGGGAACGUUGUGGUUCAACAUGACUGAAGGAGAAGAGGUUCCCGUGAACAGCUGCACACUGAGGAUGAAGAGGUGGAGGCCGUCACCUCCGGUGCCCGGCGCCCGCCGCUCUGACAGUUUCUGCCGCUCAGCUUCUCCGCCGUUCGCCAGCGAGCUUCACAUCCAGCCGGUCGUCUCUCCGCUGUACAACAACCUCAGCUGCUACGACAACCUGCUGUCUGAACACUUCAGGACGCCCAGACUGGUCUCUCAGGGCGACAUCCUGACAGUUCCAGCCGAAAACCACCCGGACCUGCUGGAGAACAAUUCAGAGGGAAUAUUCAGGUGUCCAGUGCUGUUCUUCAGAGUGCAGACAGUAUGUCCGUCUGCAGAAAGAGAAGAAGAAGAAGGAGGAGGAGGAGCUUACCUAGCCGACAGACAGCACACCUCACUCUACAUGCGAGCGUCCACCAACAGCCCCGUCCCCUGCUGCUCUGUGGACGGAGCGUCUCUGUGGAGCAGUCUGUCUCCUCCGGGCCUCCAAAAGACCGUCGACCUCCUCGGCAGCAUCAUCCUGCCGCACCUGCACCGCAGUGUUUUGUGUGGUUGCAGCAGCUCCCUGUCAGGCUGCACCGUCCUGCUUCACGGUCCUGCAGGAAGCGGUAAGAUGACGGCGGUCGGCGCGGCGAGUCGCAGACUGAACCUCCACCUGCUGAAGGUGGACUGCGUGAGCGUGUGCGCUGACACUCCUGCAGCCUCGGAGGUGAAGCUGACCUCGGUGUUUCAGCGGGCCGACGCCCUGCAGCCCUGCAUCCUGCUGCUCAGGAACCUGCAGCUCCUGCUCAGACCUCGUGGUGGCGCCGAGGAGGACGGCAGGGUCCCGGCUGCGUUCUGCCAGCUGCUCCACAGCGCCCCCACCAGUGUGGUGGUGGUGGCGACGGUCAGCAGACCUCGGGAUCUGUCUGCAGGUGUCAUGGCGUCGUUUGUCCACCAGGUGGCGUUAGAGAGUCCCACUGAGGAGCAGCGGCACUCGAUGCUGGUCAGCCUGAGCCGAGACCUUCACCUGGGGAGAGACGUCGACCUGGAGAGACUGUCCAAACUCACUGCGGGUUUUGUGUUGGGGGAUCUGAGCGCUCUGCUGGUGGCGGCAGGUCGAGCCGCCUGCAGGAGGCUGAUUCUCACCUGUGGAGGCCGGCAGGAGGAGGAUCUGUGCUCCAGUGGAGUGACCAUCCUGAACCAGGACUUGACCUCCGCCCUGAAGACCCUGCAGGACGCCCAGUCCACGGCCAUCGGAGCCCCCAAGAUCCCUGAUGUGCGUUGGGAGGACGUUGGAGGUCUGCAGCAGGUGAAGAAAGAGAUCCUGGACACUGUUCAGCUUCCUCUGCAGCGUCCAGAGCUCCUGUCUCUGGGUCUGAACCGGACCGGAGUCCUGCUUUACGGACCACCAGGGACGGGGAAAACUCUGCUGGCCAAAGCCGUGGCUACUGAGUGCUCCAUGACCUUCCUCAGUGUUAAAGGUCCGGAGCUCAUCAACAUGUACGUGGGUCAGAGUGAAGAGAACAUCAGAGAAGGUUUGUAUUGUGCUAGAUUUGAGUUUUAUUUUGUACACUUUUGUUCAUCUUUUCUAUCAGUAGUAAUAAUGCAAAGUGAAAAACUUUGUUUUUGUUUCAACCUGGAAGUCAGGGUAGUAUUGCGAAACACGGCUCAGAGUACGUCCAUGAAACAAGCUUUUUUUUUUGCGGCGGACAGGCUCAGAUUGUUGUUACAAACUUAUGAAAAUAUCCCUCCAAAGAGACUUUUUUAAAGAGAUCUUUUUUGUUUAACCAGAAACAGCAGCUGUAUCGCUCUCGUCAAAGCCACCAGACUGCAUUGAUAAAAACAGUAAUUCUACCUCACAUAGACAGAAAACAAGUUUGAUAUCUGAGAUCUGUGAACUCUUUUUGGAAGAGAAAACUGAGACGAACAGUAAAACAAUGAUUCAUCUUCCUGCUAAACCUUUGACUCGCUGUUCCUGUAGUUGUGCAUGUUUGUUUGUUGAACAUCAAAUAAAACGAUAAAGCAUAAAAAGAAUGAACUGAAUUUCAGAUUCUCUUUAAAAAAAACUAUUGAAAUAACAACAAAAACACCAGCUGCAGGCUAGGUUUUCAA